Messenger RNA from Suillus discolor, 1323 nucleotides. RefSeq names its product PLP-dependent transferase. Gene Ontology annotation, cellular component: cytoplasm; mitochondrion. Gene Ontology annotation, biological process: biosynthetic process. The record is from RefSeq and is a predicted model, not a curated record. The transcript is spliced from 9 exons. Bases 1 to 1323 code for a protein of 440 amino acids. NCBI's taxonomy places the organism in Eukaryota, Fungi, Basidiomycota, Agaricomycetes, Boletales, Suillaceae. Gene Ontology annotation, molecular function: L-kynurenine:2-oxoglutarate transaminase activity; pyridoxal phosphate binding.
AUGUCUUCUCUCGGUGGAAAUUUGGCUCAGUUUUCCAAAGGUGCCCUCAAUGGCGAUCGCUCCAACCUCAUUCCCUUCUCCUCACGACUUCGUGGUGGUCGGGCGCUGGCGCAAGACGUGUGGUCAAUUUACAAUGCAGCGAACCUUCCCGCAGACUGUAUCAAUCUUGGACAAGGGUAUAUGAACUUCUCGCCCCCAAAAUGGGUCACAGAUGCCGCAGAUGAAGCUCUCAAAUCGCUUUUACCCAACCACUACUCCCAUCCAAAGGGGCGCAUUCGUCUCCGGAAUGCCAUUAAGAACUUUUAUGAGAAGUCCUUCAAUAGAGUUCUCGAUGUCGAGACUGAGAUUCUCGUAACAAGUGGGGCAAACCAAGGACAGUAUUCCGUUUUCACCGCCUUCCUCGAGCAGGGAGACGAGGUGAUCAUGUUCGAGCCCUUCUUCGACCAAUAUCUACCAUCAGUCACCUUCAAUGGCGGAACGCCUGUCUACGUCCCCCUUCAUCCUCAAACGGAUGCUGUGACACCAAAUAAUAGUAACUGGACGAUCGACUUUGAUGAAUUGCGCCGUGCUAUCACUCCAAAAGCAAAAAUGAUUAUCAUCAAUACCCCUCAUAACCCCGUCGGUAAAGUCUUCACGAGAGAAGAGUUGGAGAAAAUAGCUGCUCUCGCAGAAGAAUUCAAUCUUUUAGUGAUGGCAGAUGAAGUGUACGACUGUCUCGUCUUUGACGGAAAGGAGCACGUCCGCUUUGCCACCCUACCAGGCAUGUGGGACCGCACGGUAACUGUGUUGUCUGCUGGCAAGGCGUUCGCUGCCACAGGCUGGCGUGUAGGCUGGUUAAUUGGCCCGCCAUCAAUAAUCUUUCCCACUCUCGCCGCCUGCACGCGAAUCGUGUUCUGUUCAAACUCUCCGUUACAGGAGGCUGCUGCUGCUGGACUCGAGCAAGCUGCGGAACGUGGUUUCUUCGAGAAUCAGCUCAGGGAAUAUCAAGAGCGACGUAACAUACUCCUAAGCGCGUUCGAUAAGCUUGGUAUGAAAUACAGUCAUCCCGAAGGCAGCUACUUCGUGCUUCUAGAUAUCUCACGCGUCAAUUUCCCUGAGGACUACCCCUUCCCAGAGCCAGUUCAAGGCCGAGGACGUGAUUUCAAGGCCUGUUGGUUUAUCGCCCUUGAAAUUGGUGUAUCAUCUAUCCCUGUUAGCGAGUUCUAUUGUGAGGAGCAUUGCACUAUCGGUGAGAACUUUGCGCGUUUCGCGUUCUGCAAGGAUGUGGAGACACUCAGGCAGGCUGGGGAGCGUUUGCAACGUUUAGCGGAGUAUCUUGUGUAG